AGCGUAACACGCAUGCGCAAAGCCACAGCACACCACAUUCCCCGCUUCUCUUUCCCUACAGGCAAUCAUCCAAGAGCAAGUCACUUGCUGUAUACGUUCUCCAUGAUCGUCUGAAUACACAUACAUGGUGUUUUUUUUUUUAUCCUUUACAGUGUUUACGAGGAGUAACAAUCUGACCGUGAAGCUCCAUUAAUCUGAUAGUACACAGUAGAUGCUAAUUUCUUCACCAUGGCAACUGAAGACAAGAAACCAGAAACUGACACAAAACCUCCAGUAGCGCCGUCAGCAUCUGCCAGCCAAAGCAAGUCGGCACCUGCAAAGCCAAAUUACAGCCUGAAGUUCACAUUAGCGGGCCACACCAAAGCUGUGUCCUCUGUCAAAUUCAGUCCAAGUGGAGAAUGGCUCGCCAGCUCAUCUGCUGAUAAACUGAUCAAAAUCUGGGGCGCGUAUGACGGCAAGUUUGAGAAAACCAUAUCUGGACACAAACUUGGUAUAUCUGAUGUGGCCUGGUCCUCUGACUCCAACCUCCUGGUAUCUGCAUCAGACGACAAAACCCUGAAGAUUUGGGACGUCAGCUCGGGGAAGUGCUUAAAAACUCUGAAAGGUCACAGCAACUACGUCUUCUGCUGCAACUUCAACCCCCAGUCCAAUCUUAUUGUGUCAGGAUCGUUCGAUGAGAGUGUAAGGAUAUGGGACGUGAAGACUGGGAAAUGUCUGAAAACGCUGCCAGCUCAUUCUGAUCCAGUCUCUGCUGUUCACUUCAACAGAGACGGCUCUCUGAUCGUGUCCAGUAGCUACGAUGGCCUUUGUCGAAUCUGGGACACAGCAUCAGGGCAGUGUUUAAAGACACUGAUAGAUGACGACAACCCUCCUGUGUCGUUUGUAAAGUUUUCCCCCAAUGGGAAAUACAUCCUGGCUGCUACACUGGAUAACACGCUGAAGCUGUGGGACUACAGCAAAGGAAAGUGCUUGAAGACAUACACGGGCCAUAAAAAUGAGAAGUACUGCAUAUUUGCAAAUUUCUCUGUCACUGGCGGGAAGUGGAUCGUGUCGGGCUCAGAAGACAACAUGGUUUAUAUCUGGAACCUGCAGACGAAGGAGAUUGUGCAGAAACUCCAGGGCCACACAGAUGUUGUCAUUUCGACUGCCUGCCACCCCACAGAGAACAUCAUCGCAUCUGCGGCUUUAGAAAACGACAAAACCAUCAAGCUAUGGAAAAGCGACUGCUAAGCCAUUUUGGAUCUUUUGGGCCACUUGUGUUCCUUUUGUUUUUUUAUAUAUAUAUAUAAUUUUCCUACAUUUUAUUGUAAGACAGGAGGACUUUUGUUUUCUAACAGAGAGCUCCUGCUGGAUUGGAAGAAUGAAAUUAAACUCCAUGAAAUGUCAUGACAUUCAGCCAGAAGAACCAAACCAGACACAUCAUCCACACACAGUUCUGCAGCGGACGUUAUCCCCUCAUCAAAGCAUGUGCCAGAUUUCGAUGUCUCAUUAUGGAAAUUUGUGAUUGUUUUUUUUUUCCUCUCCCUCGUUUUACUUUGCAGCAAUAUUCUGGUGCUUCAGUAUUUUAUUUUUUUUAAACACUGCAUUAACCUCGAUGUCACUGCCUCAUAACAGUCUUCACAAGCACGAUUCUAGUCUUGUACAAUGAAUAUAAUGGUUAUUUGGUCCUUCGUGGUAUUUUAUUUUCUGCCUUUGUGUAACUCAGUAGUACCAUUUACAAUCAGUGACUUUAAAGUAAAGAGGUGACGGUAUACCUGAGGAUAACUACUUAAUACUUAAGGACUUCGGAUCUUAAGUGAGUGCUUUAUGCCCUAACAAGAUAUUUUAAAAAACUUUUUUUUUUUUUUUUUUUUAGGGCAACAAACCAGAAUUUGACACAAGUGCAAACAUUGAGAAUGUUUAAAAUUCUUCAAGAUUUGCUACAAAAAUCAAAAUGACCCUGAAUGACCUUUAAAAAAAAAAAAAGAAGUACUUACUAACACUUGACCGUUCACAACAGUGACCAAAUGCAGUUAUUGUGUUCCAGUAUUUGUACAUACAACAACGCCACGUGUCGCAGUUUGAUUACUUUAGCUGUCUUUGUGUUUUUGUUCUCUGCUUGACUAGCUGAUAGUUCUGCACAUGAAGCCAGCAGGCUGCUUUUCCUGUAGUUAACCUGGAUUCUAUGUAAAAUAUGUUCGCAUCUGACAGCUGUAAUUCACAUCUGAAUAAAAACAGUUUUUGUAUGUUUCA
This is a messenger RNA of Haplochromis burtoni (Burton's mouthbrooder), 2232 nucleotides long. RefSeq names its product WD repeat domain 5 (gene wdr5). The coding region runs from base 229 to 1230 and encodes 333 amino acids. Gene Ontology annotation, molecular function: histone binding. Gene Ontology annotation, cellular component: Set1C/COMPASS complex. NCBI's taxonomy places the organism in Eukaryota, Metazoa, Chordata, Actinopteri, Cichliformes, Cichlidae. The transcript is spliced from 14 exons. The record is from RefSeq and is a predicted model, not a curated record.